ACUCUACUGGCUUUAUUUCACAGCCGCUUAUUCUCACAGCACAGCUGCUUAUUCUUACAGCAGCUUUUUUUCAAAGCACAGCAAUACCAAACCAGCCCUAAAUCACUUGAACACUCAUUUUAUCUGGUUGCUCAAAUCUUGAUGAGUUUCCAAUGGAGAUGAUGAAGAUGGAGUCUCUGAAAGUUCUUGAGACAGAUGGACUUCCAAUAGUCUGCCAGUUUUCAUCAAAGGUUUGAGGAAGAUCGAUGAACUCUCUUUCAAGGGUUGUGAUAGGCUCGAAUCGCUUGUGGGGUUGCCGGAAGUACACCAAUGGCUAAGUAUAGCCGGAUGCAUAUCAUUAAAAAAAAUAACUUUUCAUUCCCCUGAGCAACCGUAUCUAGUACGUGGGGGUGACAACUCGAAUAACUGUAAUUGCUGUUACAAGUUACAGCCUUUUGAUAGAGUUGAUGUGAAAAUGAUCAAACUUAUGGGCUUGUGCAACUUUGAAUCCAUGCCAGCUGUUCAAAUGCGUAAUUCAUACACAUACAGGGAUCCAAAAGAGGUCCCCGUCCAGGGACUGUAUCAAUUUGGUGUAUUCAGCACUUUUUUUGUUGGGAAUGAGGUUCCAGGCCGGUUCAGCUAUAAAAGUACGAAGUAUUCGAUAUCUUUUAUUGUCCCUUUACUACUUGCUAGUCACAGAAUUCGAGGCUUGAACAUCUUUGCUACCUAUGCAAAGGAAAAUUCAAAUAAUUAUUCUACUGGACCUAUUAUUGUUCCAAUAAUGAUCAAAGUGAGAAACAAGAGCAAGGGUUUGAAGUGGAUCUAUUGCCCAUUAUCCUAUGGAAUCCCAGGUGACGGAGAAGAUAUGAUAUGGUUGAGCCAUUGGAAGAUGGAGAAUAAUACAAUAUUACAAUGUGGAGAUGAAGUGGUGGUUUCGGUAAUAACCGGACCACGUGACUUGUUUUUGGUAAAGGAGUUUGGUGUCGAGCUUGUGCAAGAGCACCAAGACAAGAUGAGUACCCAACACAACACCAAAUCAGAUCCUAAUUAUCCAUUUGUUAUCGGUGGAGAUUUGAAGACGUGGAAGUGCAAACCAGGAAUAUACUUCCUUAGCUGUAGGAGACGAGAAGAUACUGACGACAUUGAUAUCCUCACCAUGGACUCUGAUGAAGAAGACACAAACAAAGAAGGGCAAGAGGAUGAACCUGAUUACACAAUUGCAAAGACGAUGGCAGCUAGCAAUAACUGCAGCCUAAGAGGAUGGAAGGUGCGCCUCACAGCUGUCGGCUUCUUUUUCGCGCUUGCUCUAGUUGGUUGGUCCUCCAUCUCGCAAAAAAAGAAGCGACACUCGUCCACAAGCCCACCAUGAGUUUGUAAUUUGACUUGAUAUAGAUAUAUCUUUGCAUUCCUUGCUCUCAAGAUGUUUUCUACCUUCGAAACUUCAAGUUUAGAGCUAAGCACUUUAACCGCUUGAGAUAUAAAAGCCCCUUGCAACUA
This is a messenger RNA of Malus domestica (apple), 1476 nucleotides long. The record is from RefSeq and is a predicted model, not a curated record. Lineage: Eukaryota; Viridiplantae; Streptophyta; Magnoliopsida; Rosales; Rosaceae.